AAGCCUCACGCGCACUGGCGGGCGGUGCAGUGAAAACCCCGGCGGUUUCAUGACGCUCAACAGAACGCAAGAGUGGGGGGCCGCAGAGGACGCAGAGACGCCAAAAACACGCGAGGAGAGUGAGGAUAAAUCGAGUAUACAGAUCUAGUUUUGUGGGUAAAGAAAAGCACAUCGACAGGAUACCAGUCGUUUAAUAACGCAUUAAGGAAAGUGUAAUAUAGACUGACAAAAACACAAGAGGAUAAAGAAGAAAAAAAAAGGAGGACCAGCCUGUUACUCCCUCUGGAAAACCCGCCACUGAAAGUGAAGAUAGAUAAAUCGAGGAUAAUUCUUAACAACCACAAUAACAACAACAAUAACAGUAACAGCAGCUACAACUACAAAAUUCGUAAGCAGCGAAAACAGUAGUACAAUAUAAAUAAUGACCUGACCGUAAGAUAUAAGUUUCCGACACAAACUCUACUCUAGGAUGACCGUGACCUGACCAGUCAAUUGUGAUGACAGACGGGACCAGAUACAGCCCCAUUCACACCUGACAACAACGGUAAUUACCUGUGGAGGCGCCACGCGCGGGAUUCGCUCCCGUAAAGCCCGGGUGUUCAGUUGUUGGAGCGGCAUACAGCACGGAAAGAAGCGGCGCUUUGUGUCUGAUUCAUCGAGGUUGUCUGGAAGUAGCUGCACAUCUCACCGGCACUUUCAAGUCCCACAAGAAAAGGCGACAACAGCACGCUGAGAAGACCACAGGGUUAUGAGGUGCUCCUGUUCUUGAUAACACACGAACGUUGAGCUUCAUAACACAGACACUGAGAUUCUACUGUUUUUCAUAACACAGACACUGAGAUUCUACUGUUUUUCAUAACACAGACGCUGAGAUUCUACUGUUUUUCAUAACACAGAUGCUGAGAUUCUUCUGUUCUUCACAACAUAGACGCUGGGAUUACAUUGUUCUUCAUGACACAGACGCUGAGUUUUUACUGUUUUUCAUAACACAGACGCUGAGUUUUUACUGUUUUUCAUAACACAGACGCUGAGAUUUUUCUGUUCUUUGUGUUGUUCUUCAUAACAUAGAGGCUGAGAUCAUCUCGUUCGUCAAAACACAGACGGUGAGAAUCUCCUAUUCUUCGCACACUGGACGCUGUGUUUCUCCUGCUUUUCAUUCAACAGACUCCAGUAAGACGCAAAGACACUUCUAUUUUUUGUAAUACAGCCGUUGAGACUACUGUUUUUCAUAACACAGACGCUGACAUUCUCCUGUACGCCUCGGAUAUUUUCGUGACGUCAGUUUCUAACACACAGAGUAGAGCUCUAUUUAUUGCACUGCCAAGAAAACAUCGUCAAUUUUCCAACUCGCGGCAAAAAUCUACAGCUUCCCCUGGCAAGCCACUCGGUUCACAAAAAGAGAGCCAGGCUAUGUGGCUGGGGGCACGGCGAUAGUGCUGACAUGUUGGGUAAAUAGACGCCACAGCGGCCCCAGACUCGAACCAAGGUGCUUUGGGAUAUUAUGGUGCCAGCUGUCCUGCCCAUUAUCCGAGGUCACGUCAAGAUGAGCGUGAGCAGCGAGCAGGAGGAGACUUACCUCCCCCCGGAACCGGAACCAGACCAAGGGGCGCUACUCAACAUUAGCCAGUCCCCCCACGGCCUCUAUGCGGACCCUUACUACGUCUGCGUACAUCAGCUGACCAGCGGCCCAGAAAUGGAGGCGGGCCACUACAUCCGCCUGAUCGUGUUCCCGCUCCUCCUCCUGUGCGGAAUCGUGGGGAACCUUCUGGCCUUCCCGGUCCUGUACAGCAUAGGUCGCUCCGCCUGGUCCACCGUGUGGUACCUCAUGCUGCUGGCACUGACAGACCUGGUCAUACUGCUGGUGCGCUGCGGUGACACGUGGUACUCCGAGGUGAUGGAGGAGAGCCUGAGCGCAAUGAUCACCGGCAGCUCAGACGCCGCCUGCAAGACCUACACCUUCGCCUUCAUGUUCAUCAAGCACCUGAGCCCCUGGCUCCUCGUGGCCGUGGCCGUAGAGAUGACCAUCGCCUCCCGGUGGCCGCGCCGGACGUACGUCAUGUGCUCCCUGGAGCGCGCCCGGAACGUGGUCAUGCUGCUGACCAUCCUGGUGGUGUGCCUGGACAUUAACCACUUCUGGACCUGGAGCAAGCCCCAGCCGGAGGUGGGCUGCAUGUACACAGAGGAGUUCUCCCAGAGCUUUAUGGCGUGGUACUGGCCCGUGCUGGACAACAUGACAGAGCUGUUCUUGCCGCUCGUGCUAGUCUCCGCCUGCUUCUUCCUGACCGCCACAGCCAUGAUCCGACGCACGGCAGCGGAGGAAAAAGCGGUGGCUACCGAGAUGUCAAAGUAUUUUCUCGAGCUCCCGACGCUGUGUGAUUUCCGGACGAUCUGUCUGGUCCUGUGUCUCGUGUUCAUGUGUCUGGCCACCUUCACCGCCACCCUCAACAUUACCGACUUCUUGUUCAUGCGCGGGUUCUUCAAGCUGGACUGUAAGGCCGUGGACCGCUUCAGCAACACCAUCACCCUGCUCAAGACGCUGGACAUGACCUUCACCUUUGCCUUCUACAGCUUCAAGAUAUUCCUCUACCUCGCCAUGAGCAAGACCUUCCGGGCGCGUCUACACAGCGGAUUCUUCAGUGCGCUGAGAGGGGUGCGGUCGGGGUGCUGCGGAGGCGGAUUUUGCCGCUUCUGGUGCGGAUACGACGUGUGUGCAGAGUGUCGUCCGGGCAGACGUGAGUGGACGCCCGUGCCCUCGACAUCCGCCGGGGGCUCCGGGGAGGAGGGGCUAAGGCCAUCGUCAUCCAAUCAAGGCAUCACGGAGGAGGAGCUGGGUGAUAGCUUCAUGAAUCAAGCCAAUGGGAGACACCCGUCUGAAGAACUGACGGGGGGCGUGGCGUCGGUGAAAAGACUUGAGGGAACCACAACGAUUCACGCGGGGAACAACGUGGAGCAAAUGGAAAGGUUGGACAUGGAUUACAUAGGAACCAAUGUGUAGGUGUGUGGCGUUUUUCAAAAUUUGAAUUGACCUUUGACAUCAAAUUGUGUUCUAAUGGAUUAAAACGACAUGGCUGCCCCUGAGCUGCUUCGAUCUACAGCGACGCAUCGGCGUCUGUGAAGUAAUCCUCAGACUCGGGGCCCUGGACGCAGAAGACGUGAGUUCCCACCCUACGAGGCGAGGAUAUUGUAUCGUAUAUAUCCAUCUUUCUCCUUGUUUUCGUAACAGUUUGCAGCACUUGCAACAUAGAUCACAGAAGAUUAGAGUUGUUAUAAAACAGUAACAAACACAAGAAAUAUGGAGAGAUAACGAUGUAAGAUGUUGGAUAGCAAAGAAGGAGCCAACCAUGUCAAAGAAUUCGCCAACAACUCACGAUCAUUCUUCUGGGAUGUUGGUCUACGAUACUCCAAACAACCUCGGAUGGCCCUGACAACCAGGGUCUGCCUCCUGCACGAGUCCUAUUGUGUUGUCGUGUCGACUGGGGCAUGAAACAUUCAAAUGGAAAAAAACGUACAACAGACAUAUACGCCUUUGCCACCGCGUACGCACGCGCACGCACGCACACACACACACACACACACACACACACACACACACACACACACACACACAAUUUCCUUGAAACGACGUGACUGCAUCAGUCCUACAAACAACACAAUGUCAACGGAAGUCCUCACGCGGAUACAGACCUUCCAGAAACAAAUUAACAAGCAAGAGUUCGAGUCACAAGAAUAAGGAACCUGCCGUUCUCUUUACAUGGCAGGCACCAUGGCAGCCACCAUGGCAGCCA
This is a messenger RNA of Aplysia californica (California sea hare), 3785 nucleotides long. RefSeq names its product CX3C chemokine receptor 1. The transcript is spliced from 5 exons. NCBI's taxonomy places the organism in Eukaryota, Metazoa, Mollusca, Gastropoda, Aplysiida, Aplysiidae. The record is from RefSeq and is a predicted model, not a curated record. The coding region runs from base 1502 to 2995 and encodes 497 amino acids. Gene Ontology annotation, molecular function: G protein-coupled receptor activity. Gene Ontology annotation, biological process: G protein-coupled receptor signaling pathway. Gene Ontology annotation, cellular component: plasma membrane.